AUGGACAGGAUGGGCGUGCAGCGGUUCGCCAUGGUUAGCGUUAGCUACGGCCACUUCGUGGGGUACUGGAUGGCGGCCAUAUACACGGAGUCCAUGGAGCUUCCAGAGGACGUGCGGCGGCUCAUGAAGUUCUCCUUCAUUCAGCCACCGCCCGUCAUGCCCUCCCGCUUCCUCAAGAUCUACAUCAACGUGAUGGGCUCAUAUCAUAUUCAGGAGAAGACCGAGCUUUUGCAUGCUCUGACCAAUGAUAGGAAGCUAUCAGAUCUUCCAAAGAUAAGCCAGGUAGUUUCUCAUCGCAGUAUGCUGCCAACAGUGAUCAUUUGGGGGGAGCAGGAUCAAGUUUUCCCAAUGGAGCUGGCGGCCUGGUACAACAUGCAUCUUGAGGAGAAUUCUAGAUUAGUAGUUGUAAAGAACGCUGGGCAUGCAGCCAAUCUAGAAAAGUCCAAAGAGGUGUGCAAUAACAUCAUCGAAUAUCUCCAAGAACCAUUUUCAGACGCGUCAAUUUGGGGAAUCACUCGCACCAUCGUCGUCUUCGCCCGCGUCCGCGCUCGUGUCGCUGAGCCCGGCGCCCGCCUCCUUCCACCGACGCACGCCAGCCAUUCCGAAGGAGCGCUUCCCUUGUCGCCGUCCUCCUCCCCCGCCUCUACCUACCCUGUCCUCCGCACCGCUCCCCUACUGUUGGGACUUGGGAGAUUGCUCAUCGCUUGCUCGUAA
Phragmites australis (common reed) is the source of this 714-nucleotide messenger RNA. RefSeq lists its product as uncharacterized. The transcript has 7 exons. The coding region runs from base 1 to 714 and encodes 237 amino acids. The record is from RefSeq and is a predicted model, not a curated record. Lineage: Eukaryota; Viridiplantae; Streptophyta; Magnoliopsida; Poales; Poaceae.